AUGGAAUGGAAACUGCUGCUGAUAGUCCUGCCGUGGCUGCUUGUCUGCAAGGUUUUUUAUAAGGUCGAGGACUUUACGGAGCCUGAUGUCGUUUACCAAAGCAUCGACUAUCAUCCGGAGGACUACAUCGACUCCUUUACCGACUUCCAGAAGCAUGACUACUUUCAGUAUUGA
This is a messenger RNA of Drosophila teissieri, 174 nucleotides long. It is a transcript of the gene ng4, whose product is annotated as protein new-glue 4. The record is from RefSeq and is a predicted model, not a curated record. The transcript has a single exon. Bases 1 to 174 code for a protein of 57 amino acids. NCBI's taxonomy places the organism in Eukaryota, Metazoa, Arthropoda, Insecta, Diptera, Drosophilidae.